AUGUACCCUUGGUUAGAGCAGUUGAACACAGUACAGGGUACAAAACUUACUAAUUAUAGAGAUCCUCCAUUUGGAUACAGUCCCGAAAGUUCAAUGUUCGGAUAUAAUUGCGGAUUAAUUUUAUCUCCAAGGAAUACUUACAAGCCAGCGUAUCAAAUAUAUACGAAUUCAUGUAAAGAAGUCUUUAAAACAGCAUAUUUUGAUUUAGAUUCACCAAUUGUUCUUUCUGCUUUUACAUCAAAUUCAAUUAUCGUAUUUUUAUUGAAGAAUGGUACUAUUGCGGCUUACAAACCUAAUGGAAAACAAGUAUAUUUACGAAAAGAAUUAAACUUCGAAGUUAUAUGCGCUUCACAAAAUUAUUUGGGAAUUGUUUACGUACUUAACAACAUGAAUUUACAAUUUUUCAGUUUUGAUAGGAUGGAAGUUACAAUAGACCAACAAAUUAACGAUCCACCUCAGUAUUGCGUUUUACAAAAUAUUGAAAACGGUGUUUUCCUUUUUUCUUCAAAUGGAGAAGUGUAUUUCAAGACGCAACAGAAUCUGACAAGUAUAUUCAAAGUAGAAAACGAACAUAUUACCAAUAUUAUCGCAGGAAUUAACAAUCCAAGAAUUGCGAUCUUUACAAACAAAAAAAUUUACAUUAAACAAGCAUAUCCAUCACAUAAGGACAUUAUUGAACACCAAUUUGACUUGGUUGGAAAAGAAGGAGCUUGGUUAAAUCCAAAUACCUUAAUUGCUUCACUUAAUAAUGGAGAAUUAUGUAUUUUUCACAAUGGUGUUGCUGACUUUAAUCCAUCAUGCAAAGUUCUUAAGAUUUUUUCUGAUUUAAAUUUAGUUAGAUUAUAUUCAACGGAAGGACUUUAUAUUUAUUACAAUCCACCCGCAUCUAUUGAAAGUCUAAACAAUGAGAUAUGUAAAAGCGUCGUAAGAGACUUCAAAAACUAUGAAAGCAAAAAUAUUGAUUUUAUCCAAAAUAUGAAUAAGAAUUAUGUAAAAGCUAUACCUCUUUUCAUUCAAGCAGCUCGAGAUUCACCAUUAAUAUCAACCCAAAUGUUCUACAUGAGCGUUGCUUCGUUCUUAAGAUCAAAUUACCCAAAUAUCUGCGCAAAUGAGUUCAAAUCAGCCAUAGAUUUCUUAAGGAUACUCAAUACUCUCAAUAGUGACCAAGUUGGAAUGUGUUUCACCCCUGAAGUUCUGCAAAAUUGCUCCGAACAAUUAUUCGAACGAUUAUCGAAUUUACAACUAUACAAAAUUUGUGAAUACAUUUCUGACUUUUUGGGAGUUCCCCAUGACAAAAUUGCCGAAGAAUGGGUACUUAAUGAGAUACAGACAAACGGUACUAAGAAUUUAGAAGAAAUAACUCAAAUGCUCCAUAAAUAUUCGAAUAUUAAUUUCCACGAAGUAAUUCAAUGUUGUGUCGACAAGAAGCUAAGUCAAUACAAUAUAGUAACUAUGGUAAAUAGCAUCAAAAGCCCAGUUCAGAAGAUUAUUUUGCUAAAUCCGUUGUAUCGCACAAAAGCAAGGGAAACAGCCCUUGUUUCUGAUGAUGGAUGUGCCAUUAUAUGCUAUUUACUAAAGGAUGAGGAGCAAAACUUGCAAUUAGACCUCAGAACUCCGUUAUUAAGUAUAAAUUAUUUUUCAUUUGCAAGAUAUAGAGUGUCUCAGCAUUUGAAGAGAGAAAGUAAGUCAGUCAUCAUCCAAUCCAUGGAAAGAUUAAUCAGAUCUGAAGAAACAAAUAAACAAUUUCUCGAAAUUUUGACGUCAUCUUCAUUCGAGAAAAAUGAGUAUGGCAAGAACACGAAUAUACUCCUUUAUAUUAUGAAUAACAUGGAAAUGUCCAAGUUUGGCGAAUAUAUUGGUCAUCAAAAUUAUAUCAUUACAAUUUUAGGAAAUCUUGCACCAGCAGGCGACACAUUAUCUCCUAGACAGUUUAUUAAUGCUUGUUAUGCCAACAAUAAGGCCGAAGUCGCCGAAAAAAUUGCUCAUAAAGUUAAUAUGAGUCCUCCUGAAGUAGAAUACUCAAGAUUACGUUCUGUGAUCAAGAACAAGAGCAAUGAUAUGUUUGAUAAGUUAAUACGAGAAGGAUUUAAGCAUUUGCAGCCUGAUGACGUUAUGAACAUGAUUUUAUUUUACAGAUGCGAAGAUCUUGCCACAAGAUAUCUCAAUAUGCUUAAUAUGCAACAAAAAACAAAACUUCUUGACGAAGCUUUGAAUUAUUCUUAUAAAAUUAAGGAUAAAAGAAUGAUUGAUGCAUUUGAGAACUAUAAGAAUAUGUUUAUGCAAAGAGUGUAA
This is a messenger RNA of Trichomonas vaginalis G3, 2292 nucleotides long. RefSeq names its product vacuolar protein sorting VPSs16 family. The transcript has a single exon. The record is from RefSeq and is a predicted model, not a curated record. Bases 1 to 2292 code for a protein of 763 amino acids. NCBI's taxonomy places the organism in Eukaryota, Parabasalia, Trichomonadida, Trichomonadidae. Gene Ontology annotation, biological process: vacuole fusion, non-autophagic; endosomal transport; intracellular protein transport. Gene Ontology annotation, molecular function: actin binding. Gene Ontology annotation, cellular component: HOPS complex; lysosomal membrane; endosome.